AUGGCUUUUAAAGAUUGUUCUAAGAAAAGGGAGGUUCAGAGAGCAGCUGGUGUAAAGGUCUCGAAGAGUUUUCCUCUUUCUAGUCUUGCAUCUUUGGAGUCUUUGUCCUUGCCUCUGGUGCAGGAGGUUGUUCUUUCUGCUGAUAUGAAAUGUGAGAAGUGCCAGAAGAGAGUUACUGACAUUAUUACAAAAAUGAAUGUAGAAACUGAGUCCAUAGUGGUGAAUGUAUUGGAAAAGAAAGUGAUACUAACUUUUAGAAUAUCUUCAUCAACACAUGUUGGUAAAGUAAUCUCACACAAAGUUACACCUAAAGUUGCCAUUAUCAAACGGAUAUUCCGGUCAUCCAAUGGUUAG
Lathyrus sativus (Indian pea) is the source of this 354-nucleotide messenger RNA. The record is from the annotation of a GenBank genome assembly. NCBI's taxonomy places the organism in Eukaryota, Viridiplantae, Streptophyta, Magnoliopsida, Fabales, Fabaceae.